Messenger RNA from Pseudo-nitzschia multistriata, 1120 nucleotides. NCBI's taxonomy places the organism in Eukaryota, Bacillariophyta, Bacillariophyceae, Bacillariales, Bacillariaceae. The record is from the annotation of a GenBank genome assembly.
CUCGGCGUCCUUCAUCCACUCGACGGCUUCGUCCUCGUUGGUACAGCUCAGAAAGGUCAUGGGAUUCGACUCCGGGUCGGACCGGUGGCGCAAGAUCUUGAUGAUUUCGUCGAUGGCACGCUGGCCUCCGUUGGGCCUUCCGUCCCCAAAAAAGUAGCGGGCAAUGUUGUUGCCUUGGCCCCGAAGGAAAGACUCCUGGAGUUUUUCAAGGGCGGGCGUCGUUCCAGCCGGCUUGCGGGCAAAGACGGCGUCGAUAGACCGGUUGGCGUCCUCCAAAAAUGACUUCGGAUCCCGGCCCUCGCGCUUGAGUGAGAUUCGAUCCUUUCGGUUCAAAAACUCGAUACCGAUCUGCUCAAAGGGAACGUAGGCGAUGAUCUCGAUCAUUUCCUUGACCCGGAUCUCGGCUUCUUUCCACCGGCUCAUGGGCCUUCUCGUGGUCGGGUCGUUCGAGUCCGUGGGCAACUGCAUGCUGCCCGAGUCGUCGACGAUGAACUCGAGGCUUUGGUACUCGGAGAGCAGCAUAAGCUUGUUGGUCAGCCCGAUGGGGAUCUCGUACUUGGCUAAGAUGGCCCCGAGUUCAUCGAUCAUCUCGUCCGGUGCCAUUCCGGCUUCGGCGGCAAUCUCCGGUUCCUGGAGCAUCUCGAUCGUGGCGUUGGUGGAUUCCGCCAGGGGAAUCUCCUGCUUCAGGUCGUCGUUCAUGGUCAUGUGGUCAUCCAUGGAGGACACGAUGGGAAGGGCCUGGGCGCUGUUCACCACCGUUGUGGCGGGGGCGGGCGAUCCCGCGGCGGCGUUCUGGGCGUCCUUCCACCUCUUGUAUUCGGGGUUCAGUUUCAUGAUCCCGUUGAUCUUGGUGUACUUCUUUGGCGGCAUGGUGUUUGUUGGUUGCUGUUGAGGGGCCGGUGGUUUAGUGUACUGUACAACUUGUCUGUUGCUAUUGCUUGGUGGACUGAGUAGAAUCAGAUUCUAUCCUAUUGGAGUGGAGUUGAAUUGAAUUUAUGCCGAAUCCUCUCACUGUUUGCCGUCGUGAAACCUGUUGAUCGUACCGGUACGUGCUGUAGAAGAUUGAUUCGUGGACGAUGAUAUGCUACGGUCAUAGUAAGAAUAAGACAGUCCUUUCACA